AUGCUAUUUAAACGUGCACGUGAGCUUGUCUCGGACGUGUACUAUGGUUUGAUUCAAGGUACUAUACGAGACGCUGCUAAAUGCAAUAAAAUCAUUAAAGCAAUCGAUGACAAUAACAUCGAUGAACUGCGAGCGACGCUUAGUCAAUUGAAUCGCAAAGACGUCGAGGAAUAUCUUCGACGACCGAUCGAUUCCAUGCGACGAACACCCUUACAUUAUGCUGCCUGGGCAGAAAAUACGGACAUAUUAGAUGUUCUACUUGGCUAUAUCAACGAACCUGAUGUCGAAGAUAAGACAGGUGCAACGCCGAUGAUGUUCGUCGUUGGAAGCGGGCAAGAUUGUUUGAAAAAAAUGACUCUGUUGAUCAAUAAACAUGCCGAUGUCAAUCGAAAAGAUAAGUCCGGUUGGACAUUGCUUCAUGCCGCUGUUCAAUCAAGAAAACGAGACAUUCUAGAAUUAUUGGUUAAUAAUGGUGCUAAUCUUCAUAUUGUUGAUGGUGAUUUUCGUUCAUUGUUACACAUAGCGUGUGAUAGUGGCGAUAUAUCGAUUGUAAAGUAUCUUGUUGAGAAAGGUGUAAGUUUACGCGCAAAAGAUAAGAAUGGCUGGACGCCUCUACACAUUGCUUGUGGUCCGGCCGACGAUUAUGAACUUGUUCAUUAUCUAAUUCAAUUUGGUGCUGAUCCAUACGCACGCGACAUGAAUCAUUCCACGCCGUUAGAUCUAGCAACACAAUUCAAAGCCAAAAACGUUGAAAACUACUUGAAAGCUUUAACGAAUCAAGAUGUCGAGACAGAUGUUGACGAUUUAUGUUCGGAAGGCGGACUUACAUAUGAUACAUAUGAAAGCGAUAAUGUCUUCGAAUCUGAGCCAACAUCCAAACGGGUCUCACAGAAAUCGAAUAUGUCCUUUCGAAUGGUUGAUAUGUCUUCGAACAAACAACAAGCUGUUAAACUUUAA
This is a messenger RNA of Adineta ricciae, 957 nucleotides long. NCBI's taxonomy places the organism in Eukaryota, Metazoa, Rotifera, Eurotatoria, Adinetida, Adinetidae. The record is from the annotation of a GenBank genome assembly.